AUGGCAUCUAACGUAGAAGCAACAAAUGGAUCAACCAACGGCAGUGGCAAUGUAGAUGCUACUACUGCUACUGCUCCUCCCGGCAUGGCGAAUGUUCCUGGCCCCUUGGGUCUCGGAUCCGCCAGUCUCGCAGGAAAGGUCGCCCUCGUAACCGGCUCAGGACGUGGAAUCGGUCGUGAAAUGGCCCUCGAGCUCGGACGUCGCGGCGCAAAGAUUGUCGUCAACUACGCGCACGCAUCUGAAGCCGCCACCGAAGUCGUCUCCCAGGUCAUCGCAUCCGGCAGCGAGGCCAUCGCCAUCCAGGGCAACGUCUCCGUCGUCAAGGACAUCGUCUCCUUGUUCGCCCAAGCCAAGGCGCACUUCGGCCACAUCGACAUUGUGUGCUCCAACUCGGGCGUCGUGUCCUUCGGCCACAUUGGCGAUGUCACGGAAGAGGAGUACGACCGUGUCAUGAACAUCAACACGCGAGGACAGUUCUUCGUAGCGCGCGAGGCCUACAGAAACCUGAGCGUCGGAGGUAGAUUGAUCAUGAUGGGCAGCAUCACGGGCCAGGCCAAGGGCGUGCCGAGGCACACCUUGUACUCCGGCAGCAAAGGCGCCAUCGAGACCUUUGUGAGGUGUAUGGCAAUCGAUAUGGGCGAUAAGAAGAUAACCGUGAACUGCAUCGCGCCGGGUGGCAUCAAGACCGACAUGUAUCACAAGGUGUGCAGGGAGUACAUCCCCGGUGGAGACAAGCUGAACGACGACCAAGUCGACGAGUAUGCGUGCACAUGGUCCCCGCUCCACAGAGUCGGUCUCCCCAUCGACAUUGCGCGCGUCGUCUGCUUCCUCGCGAGCCAGGACGGCGAGUGGAUCAACGGCAAGGUGUUGGGUAUCGACGGCGGCGCCUGCAUGUAA
Drepanopeziza brunnea f. sp. 'multigermtubi' MB_m1 is the source of this 897-nucleotide messenger RNA. RefSeq lists its product as uncharacterized. The record is from RefSeq and is a predicted model, not a curated record. NCBI's taxonomy places the organism in Eukaryota, Fungi, Ascomycota, Leotiomycetes, Helotiales, Drepanopezizaceae. Gene Ontology annotation, molecular function: oxidoreductase activity.